Messenger RNA from Paecilomyces variotii, 6431 nucleotides. RefSeq names its product putative guanyl-nucleotide exchange factor. Gene Ontology annotation, molecular function: guanyl-nucleotide exchange factor activity. NCBI's taxonomy places the organism in Eukaryota, Fungi, Ascomycota, Eurotiomycetes, Eurotiales, Thermoascaceae. The record is from RefSeq and is a predicted model, not a curated record. Gene Ontology annotation, biological process: regulation of ARF protein signal transduction. The coding region runs from base 126 to 6107 and encodes 1993 amino acids. The transcript has 6 exons.
GGCGGGCAAGAAGGACAUCCUUCCCCGAACUUUUGUUGCUUUUUCUGGUUUUUCCUUCGUUCAAUAUUAAUGCGGACUUCGCUUCUUAGCCUGGCUUCCAAUAUCCAGGCUGGAGUCCUGCAUCAAUGGCGGAAGUCGAGCGCUCUCCGAACGAGCCGGCGCAGCCCUCCACGGCCGCAUCCCAGGUAGACGACAAUGGCGCUGAUGUCUCGACCGGUCCCGACUCCCCACACAUCUUGAAAUCAGACAAGCCCGAACUUCCUGGAGAAACAGGAUGGACAGAAAUCAAUAUGGAAAAGUCGGAAAAAUCGAGUUUACCUGACACGGACAACGAACAAAUGGAAACGAGCGCUGAGAUUGCGGAGCCGGUGCCUGAACAGUCAGAUAACGGUACUACAGAGACCGCUGAAGCAGAAAUUAGCUCACCGCAAGAGGACUCGUCGCGCCCUGAGGAGACAGGCGAGUCUGCUCACGAUGUUCGCGAUGAGCAGCAAACUCCUAGCACUGAGAGAGAACCCCGCCCUGGAGAGCAACAUACACCUGCAAUGUCUGUUCAGGAGGAGCCGGCGCAAGACACAAGGACGCGUUCAGAUUCCAGGUCGACGACUGCCACACAGACGACUCACAGAUCGAUGCCGAUCAGCUCCACCGUCUUCAUUGUCACCGCGCUCGAUACAAUCGGCUCGUCCAAAGAGGCGAAAAGGAAUAAGGAACUAGAUGACGCGGUCAAGGAAGCCCUCACAAAUAUCAAGCAAUCCGAGCGUCAACCAAUUGACCCAGAAGUGAUCUUUCGGCCUUUACAGCUUUCAACCAAGACACCCAGCAUUCCUCUCCAGGUCACGGCCCUCGACUGCAUCGGAAAACUCAUUACAUACUCCUAUUUCGCCUUUCCCUCCCAGCGUCCCCCGCCUGGUCCCGGGGGUGCCGCCAGUGCCGAACAAAUUCCCCUAAUAGAACGCGCUAUCGAGACAAUCUGUGACUGUUUCGAAAAUGAAGCUACGCCUGUCGAGGUUCAACAACAAAUUAUCAAGUCGCUUCUAGCGGCAGUUUUGAAUGAUAAGAUUGUCGUGCACGGUGCGGGUCUGCUGAAAGCAGUCCGCCAGAUCUAUAAUAUUUUCAUUUACUCGAAGUCGAGCCAGAACCAGCAGAUUGCCCAGGGAUCGCUGACACAAAUGGUCGGCACGGUCUUGGACCGAGUACGCAUCAGGCUCGAUUUGAAGGAGGCACGGGUGCGGUACGGCGAGAACCAUGAUUAUCACUCACCGGAUAUGUCAACUCUCGACGCUACCGAUGCGAAUCAAGGAAAUGAACAAGAAGGGUCGUCUGAAGCCGCUUCGACAGUGACUUCUGAUCAACCUACCACGAAGGAACCUACCGAGAAGCUCACACUGCAGAGUUUUGAAUCGAGCAAAGACGAUGCCAUGGUCAAUGACAAUGUCCCUACGAUGGUCACGCGGGCCAAAACCAAUCAGCGGUCCUCCCGUUCCUCAGUGGGAGGGCCUGAGGAUAGAGACGAUAGCGAUGGGUCUGCUGAUGACGACGUUGAUGAGAUCUAUGUCAAAGAUGCCUUCCUGGUGUUCAGAGCAUUAUGCAAACUGAGCCACAAGAUCUUGACCCACGACCAACAACAAGACAUAAAGUCCCAGAACAUGAGGUCUAAGCUGCUAUCAUUGCACCUCAUCCAUCAUCUCAUCAAUAACCAUAUCGCCGUUUUUACCUCUCCUCUUGUGACGAUCAAGAAUAGCUCGAGCUCUUCCGACUCCAUGACCCUAUUACAGGCAGUUCGUCCUCAUCUUUGCCUCAGUCUCAGCCGAAACGGCUCGAGUUCUGUUCCUAGGGUCUUCGAAGUUUGCUGUGAGAUUUUCUGGCUGAUGCUUAAGCAUAUGAGGGUCAUGAUGAAGAAAGAGCUAGAAGUGUUCCUCAAGGAGAUUUAUCUGGCUAUUCUCGAGAAGCGGAACGCACCGGCAUUCCAGAAACAGUACUUCAUGGAGAUUCUGGAAAGACUCGCUGCUGAUCCACGUGCUCUGGUGGAGAUCUAUCUCAAUUAUGACUGUGAUCGGACGGCACUAGAGAACAUGUUCCAGGGGAUCAUCGAACAAUUGUCUCGUUACUCGAGCAGUCCUGUCGCUGUGACAGCGAUACAGCAGCAGCAAUAUCAGGAACAACAUCUGAAGGUCCCUAGUAGUGCAACUGAAUGGCACCAGCGUGGCACACUGCCACCGUCUCUGAUUACCGCACAUAUCUCCAAUCCCCAGCCAUCUAAUACACAAAACGUACCUCCUGAAUACGUGAUGAAGCAGCAAGCACUGGAAUGUCUAGUGGGAAUUCUGCGAUCACUGGACAAUUGGUCGUCACAACGUUUGGAUGGCCCCGCUUCGGCUUCCCGCGAAGUAAUAUCCCGGAAGUCCAGCGAUGUUGCCAGGGAGUCUAUUGAUACCACCACUGCUCUCGUCCUUCCGUCCCCCAGGAUUGAAGGUGGCGAGGGAGGAACUGGUCGGUCGACGCCAGUCCCCGAGGAUGAUCCGAGUCAAAUAGAGAAGGCCAAACAAAGAAAAACAGCGCUAAUAAAUGCCGUUCAGCAAUUCAACUUCAAGCCGAAGAGGGGAAUUAAGCUCCUCCUCCAAGAAGGCUUCAUCCGCUCCAAUUCUCCUCAUGACAUUGCUACAUUCCUUUUGAGAAACGAACGUCUUGACAAGGCCAUGAUUGGAGAAUACUUAGGAGAGGGAGACCCUGAGAACAUUGCUAUAAUGCACGCUUUUGUUGACUCCAUGGAUUUCUCAAACCUUCAGUUCGUGGAGGCUCUGCGCAAGUUCCUGCAAAGUUUCCGUUUGCCUGGAGAAGCUCAGAAGAUUGACCGUUUCAUGCUGAAAUUCGCCGAACGCUAUGUGAGCGGCAACCCUAAUGCCUUCGCCAACGCAGAUACCGCCUACGUAUUAGCGUACUCGGUUAUCAUGCUUAAUACCGACCAGCAUAGCAAGAAACUGAAGGGUCGCCGAAUGACAAAGGAUGACUUCAUUAAGAAUAACCGCGGAAUCAACGAUAACCAGGAUUUGCCAGACGAAUAUCUCGGUUCUAUCUUUGAUGAAAUUGCAACCAAUGAGAUCGUGCUCGAUACUGAAAGAGAAAAUGCUGCCAAUCUUGAAGUCCCACAAACUGGUGGCCUCGCAUCCCGAGCUGGACAAGUACUAGCGACCGUCGGGAGAGAUAUCCAGGGAGAAAAGUAUGCUCAGGCAUCUGAAGAGAUGGCUAACAAGACAGAGCAAUUGUAUAGAAGCUUGAUACGGGCCCAACGGAAAACAGCUAUCAGAGACGCGCUUUCACGAUUUAUUCCAGCAACCUCUGUUCGCCAUGUUGGUCCUAUGUUCAAUGUCACAUGGAUGUCCUUCCUUUCUGGUCUCUCGGCGCAGGUACAAGACUCGCAGAACUUGGACACUAUGAGACUCUGCAUGGACGGUAUGAAGCUGGCAAUACGCAUAUCCUGCGCUUUUGACCUCGAGACUCCAAGAGUGGCUUUCGUUACCGCUCUGGCCAAGUUCACGAACCUAGGCAACCUUAGGGAGAUGAUGGCAAAGAACGUGGAGGCCCUCAAGGCAUUGCUGGAUGUCGCUCUUAACGAGGGAAAUCACCUGAGAAGCUCCUGGAGAGAGGUUCUCACAUGCGUCAGUCAGCUUGACCGGUUCCAGCUGCUGACGGACGGUGUCGACGAAGGAGCGCUGCCGGACGUUUCCAGGGCACGUAUUGUCCCUCAGACGAAUACCGAGCUCCCUCGGAAAUCUAUGCAAGGAGUGAGACGCCCACGACCUCGGUCCAUCAACGGACCUACAUCUUUCCGAGCAGAAGUGGCCAUUGAAAGUCGGUCAACUGAGAUGGUUCGCGGAGUAGAUCGGAUAUUCACCAAUACUGCUAAUCUCUCCAACGAAGCUAUCAUCGACUUUGUUCGUGCCUUGAGUGAUGUUAGCUGGCAGGAAAUCCAGUCCUCCGGACAGAGCGAGUCGCCACGCACAUACAGUCUGCAAAAACUGGUUGAGAUCAGUUAUUACAACAUGACGCGUGUCAGAAUAGAAUGGACCAAAAUUUGGGAAGUCCUUGGAGAGCACUUCAACCAAGUCGGCUGCCACACAAACACCGCUGUGGUUUUCUUCGCUCUGGACUCUCUUCGCCAGUUAUCGAUGCGAUUCAUGGAAAUCGAAGAGCUUCCGGGUUUCAAAUUCCAAAAAGACUUCCUCAAGCCCUUCGAGCAUGUUAUGGCCAAUAGCAGCACCGUCACGGUGAAGGAUAUGGUUCUGCGAUGUCUUAUCCAGAUGAUCCAGGCCCGGGGUGAUAACAUCCGAUCCGGUUGGAAAACGAUGUUUGGUGUCUUCACGGUGGCUGCCCGAGAACCGUAUGAAGGGAUUGUCAACAUGGCAUUUGAACACGUAACUCAAAUAUACAACACCCGUUUCGGGGUUGUAAUUACCCAAGGAGCUUUCCCAGACCUCAUCGUUUGCUUGACAGAAUUCUCAAAGAACAUCAAAUUCCAGAAGAAGUCGCUUCAAGCCAUAGAAACCUUGAAAUCAACAGUAACAAAGAUGCUCAAGACCCCUGAAUGUCCUCUAUCUCACCGCCAUACCGAGUACGCCAGCUUCCACGAGGAUAACAGCACGAACCUUUCCCAACAGCUCAGCCGACAAUCUCAAGAAGAGCAAUUUUGGUACCCGGUGUUGAUUGCGUUCCAAGACGUACUCAUGACCGGAGAUGAUCUCGAAGUUCGGUCAAGGGCUCUAACCUAUCUUUUUGAUACCUUGAUUCGCUAUGGCGGUGACUUCCCGUCUGAAUUCUGGGAUGUGCUCUGGAGACAGCUCUUGUACCCCAUUUUCGUCGUUCUGCAGUCAAAAUCGGAGAUGUCGAAAGUCCCUAACCACGAAGAGCUUUCCGUGUGGCUAUCCACAACGAUGAUUCAGGCUCUGAGGAACAUGAUCACACUAUUCACCCAUUAUUUCGACUCUCUUGAAUACAUGCUCGACCGCUUUUUGGGGCUGUUGACCCUCUGCAUCUGCCAAGAAAACGACACCAUAGCUCGCAUUGGGAGCAACUGCCUACAGCAGCUAAUCCUGCAGAAUGUGACCAAGUUCCGGCAGGAGCACUGGACAAAGGUCGUUGGUGCCUUUGUGGAACUUUUCAGCCGAACAACGGCAUACGAGCUAUUCACUGCAGCAGCCUCUCUAACUAAGCCAUCGGAUGCUCGCAAGUCCUCCAAUGGGGAUGUUAUUACUAAUGACUCGACUCCUGAAACUGGCUCUGAUGCAGCGUCAACUGCUACCGCAUCAAACGUCAAUGGUACCCAGACUACCCAACACGAGCAUGAAGAUGGAGAUGUCCCGGCUGUACCUCAGGAAGGGACGCAAGGUACUACAGCUCCUCGACUGGAUGACUACAGACCGCAGUUAGACGUACAACUACCGCAGGCUGUAACGGUUGCGCGGCGCCGCUUCUUCAACCGCAUAAUCACCAACUGUGUCCUCCAGUUGCUAAUGAUCGAGACGGUUCAUGAGCUCUUCUCCAACGACAAUGUAUAUGCAGAGAUUCCAAGCCACGAACUUCUUCGCUUGAUGAGUCUCUUGAAGAAGAGUUAUCAGUUUGCAAAGAAGUUCAACGAAGACAAAGAGCUGCGGAUGCAGCUCUGGCGCCAGGGUUUUAUGAAGCAGCCUCCAAACCUUCUUAAACAGGAAAGCGGAAGCGCGGCAACUUAUGUCAACAUCCUCUUCCGCAUGUAUCAUGACGAGAGAGAGGAGAGGCGAAGCAGUCGCGCCGCGACAGAGGCAGCCCUCAUCCCCCUCUGCGCCGAUAUUAUCCGCAGCUACGUACUACUCGAUGAAGAAACGCAGCACCGAAACAUUAUUGCCUGGCGGCCUGUUGUCGUGGACGUGAUUGACGGCUACACGAACUUUCCUCAAGACACCUUCUCGAAAUACAUCGAGACAUUCUACCCUCUGGGGAUUGAUCUAUUAGGACGCGAUGUCAGCCCUGAUGUGCGUAUCGCUCUUCAGCAUCUAUUUCGCAGAGUCGGUGAGGUCAAGUUAGGCCUUCCUCUGCAGACCUUGGUAGGGACAGCCGUUGUAUCUGCCUGAAGUCCAUCAUCGCAGCAGUCCAACGUUGCACACUGGUAGAUUGCGGGCGCCACUACCGCUUACGGCAUUUGUCCUUCAAGAGCUUUCAGCAUAUUGAUUCCCAAUAUAUGUCGAAGAUUUUCCUUAGCACUUUGCGCUACGAGUUCCUCGUUUCUAUCAUUCCCCCUGGGCGACCAUGGAUGAGAAUUGGUCUUGUGUUUCUACGUUCUUGAUUUGUAUUUUGCAAUCCAAACCUCGCGCAUUCUCUUUUGAGCGCUAGGCGUUCUUCGCUUUUUGUAUGUGCAAGAAUUCCCGUGUCAUGGAAGGGCUGUGCGAACUUAGCUA